Messenger RNA from Eimeria mitis, 375 nucleotides. RefSeq lists its product as uncharacterized. The coding region runs from base 1 to 375 and encodes 124 amino acids. The record is from RefSeq and is a predicted model, not a curated record. The transcript is spliced from 2 exons. Lineage: Eukaryota; Apicomplexa; Conoidasida; Eucoccidiorida; Eimeriidae.
AUGGCAGCAGCUGCAGCUGCAGCAGCAGCAGCAAUGGCAGCAGCAGCAACGACACCAGAAGCAGCAGCAAGGACAGCAACAAAAGAAGGAGCAGCAACAGCAGCAAGAGCAACAGCAGCAGCAGCAGCAGCAGCAGCAGCAGAGACCCCUUACGGUUUGAGUGUAUCUGCUACAGCAGCAAUAGCAGCUUCUGCUGCUGCUGUUGCUGCUUCGCUGCUGAGGCGGGCGCGCAGCUCAACCAGCCAGCAGCUAUUCUCCCCCCACAGAGGCUGCGUGUGCUGGGGGUCCUGCAGCAGCAGCAGCAGCAGCAGCAGUGUGCUGGGGGUCCUGCAGCAGCAGCAGCAGCAGCAGCAGCAGCAGCGGCAGCAGCAUUAG